Molecule: messenger RNA, 2135 nt
Organism: Macadamia integrifolia
Lineage: Eukaryota; Viridiplantae; Streptophyta; Magnoliopsida; Proteales; Proteaceae
Product: nuclear/nucleolar GTPase 2
Exons: 13
Cellular component (GO): nucleolus
Molecular function (GO): GTP binding
Source: RefSeq, a predicted model, not a curated record
AUUUGCCCUUGACAAUGGUUUUAUUGACAGUUUUGUCCCCCAGCUCUCUACCCUUGAAAGCAACCUAGAACGGCAAACUCAUCCUUCUCUUUAACCCUAAAACGUCUCCUUGACUGCUGCGAAGUCCGUCGACUUCGUUCUUGAAGAUUAACUCCAAGGGUAGGGAACAUGGCGAAGAAUAAAGAGAGGAAGGUUAAUGUAUCUGGGAAGCCAAAGCAUUCUCUGGAUGUCAACCGAAGUGAUGGAAAUAAAGAAAUCCGAAGUGCUGCAACGGUGCGGCGCCUUAAGAUGUACAAUACCAGGCCGAAGCGUGAUCGGAAAGGGAAAAUUUUGAAGCACGAGUUGCAGUCGAAAGAGUUACCUUCCACCCGGAUUCAACCUGACCGCCGCUGGUUUGGAAAUACCAGAGUUGUAGGACAGAAAGAGCUUGAGUUUUUCCGUGACGAGCUACAAAACCGAAUGUCAAGUAACUACAAUGUCAUUUUGAAGGAGAGGAAACUGCCCCUGUCCCUGCUAAAUGACCAUCAGAAGCAAUCUAGGGCUCAUCUUUUGGAUAACGAACCUUUUGAGGAUGCUUUUGGACCUAAGAAGAAGAGGAAGCGCCCAAGGCUAUUGGCUCCUGAUUAUGAGUCUUUGCAAAUUGAUCUACCACCUAUGCAUUGAACUGUUAAGAAAGCAGAUGGAUCUCAGGAUGCCUUUGAGCAGAAGUCUGCGGCCAAUCCUUCUGCAGGAUGUGAUGGAGAUGGAUUCAGGGACCUGGUUAGGCAUACAAUGUUUGAGAAGGGGCAAAGCAAGCGCAUAUGGGGAGAGCUCUACAAAGUUAUAGACUCCUCAGAUGUUGUCAUCCAGGUGCUGGAUGCUAGGGAUCCACAAGGUACAAGAUGCUAUCAUCUAGAGAAGCAUUUGAAAGAGCAUUGCAAGCAUAAGCACAUGGUUCUUUUGCUAAACAAGUGCGAUUUGGUUCCGGCAUGGGCUACAAAAGGAUGGCUAAGGGUUUUAUCCAAGGAAUAUCCUACUUUAGCGUUCCAUGCAAGCAUCAAUAAAUCCUUUGGCAAGGGCUCUCUACUCUCCGUACUGAGGCAGUUUGCCCGUUUAAAAAGUGACAAGCAGGCAAUAUCUGUGGGGUUUGUUGGCUAUCCAAAUGUUGGGAAAUCAUCAGUCAUCAAUACUCUACGUACAAAGAAUGUCUGCAAGGUUGCUCCUAUUCCUGGGGAGACCAAAGUUUGGCAAUACAUAACAUUGACUAAGCGAAUCUUCUUGAUUGAUUGCCCUGGAGUUGUCUACCACAACAGCGAUUCCGAAACUGAUAUUGUACUUAAGGGUGUGGUACGUGUAGCAAACUUGCAUGAUGCUGCUGAACACAUAGGGGAAGUCUUGAAACGUGUGAAGAAGGAGCAUCUAGAAAGAGCUUAUAAAAUAAAAGAGUGGGUUGAUGAUAAUGACUUUCUAGUUAAGCUAUGCAAAUUGUCAGGCAAGCUAUUGAAGGGUGGUGAGCCCGACUUGAUGACUGCAGCAAAGAUGGUUCUCCAUGACUGGCAGAGAGGCCGGAUACCCUUCUUUAUUCGCCCGCCGCAGCAGGAAGAUGGCCCAUCAGAACAACUUGCUGUUUCUGGAGUAGACGAAGACGAAGAUGCAGCGGUCCAUGGUGAUCGUGAAUCAGCAGCUAUGAAAGCCAUUGCAAAUGUAAUUUCGUCCCAGCAUCUAAAAAAUGUCCCUGUUCAAAGAGACCUCUUUAGUGAGGAUGAGUUGUCUGGCAAUGCUGAGGGUGAAAAAUCUGAGCAGCACCUAAAAAAUGUCCCUGUUCAAAGAGACCUCUUUAGUGAGGAUGAGUUGUCUGGCAAUGCUGAGGGUGAAAAAUCUGAGCAGCUUCUAGCUACCGAAUCAUAAAGUACUUUUGGGGGAUCUAGAGAUUCUGAGCAGAAAAUCUCCGAGAGGAGGGAAAAAAUAGGGUAAAGUUGUAGAGUUAACCCCCCCCCCCCUCCCUCUUUUUGGUAGGGUUCCAUCAUCAGUGUUGUUUUUAUUUUAGUUUUCCAUUUUAGUUUUCCUCUAAACCAUAAAAAUAUUACUCAGAUACAAUGCGAGGCUAACCUUUUUUAUAAGGUAUGACAAAGGGAAGUUGGUUUUGGAUCCCUAAA